GUAGAUGUUUACGUUUACAAAAGUCUCUUUUGGAACCGGUGGUAUAAGAGCGGGACACAUGAAUUGACGGCCACGCUGGUGUCCAAGAGAGAGCAGAGGGGUUGUGGUUGUUCAUAAGAGAAAACUAAACGGCAGAACAUGUGGAAAAACGACGCAAACUGUAGCGUGCAGACGGGGAGCGAGUAUGAGCCCAUCGGAGAGGAAAGCAGACCGCUCUUAGCACAGGGUGCUCAGGCUAGAGGUGCAUCUUUCUGGUCUUCUGCCUUUAAUCUGAUGAAUGCCAUCAUGGGUAGUGGCAUCCUGGGUCUCUCUUAUGCUAUGGCCAAUACAGGCAUCAUUGGAUUCAGUAUUCUGUUGCUGGUGGUCUCCAGUUUAGCUGCUUAUUCUAUCCAUCUCCUGCUGCUCCUCUGUGACAAGACAGGCAUCAACUCUUAUGAAGCUCUUGGGGAGAGAGCGUUCAACAGACCUGGCAAGAUUCUCGUGGCCUGUACUAUUCUCAUUCAGAACAUUGGAGCCAUGUCCACCUACUUGUUUAUCUUGAAGUCUGAAAUGCCUGCUGCCAUCACCGGCUUCAUGAGCACAGAGAUUUCUGGAAAGUGGUUUGAGGAUGGCGUUACACUAUUGAUUUUAGUGACUCUAAUCGUAGUGUUGCCAUUGGCUCUACUUCCUAAGAUUGGGUUCCUGGGAUACACCAGCAGUCUCGCAUUCAUCUUCAUGCUGUUCUUUACUGUAGUGGUGGUGGUGAAAAAAUGGUCCAUUCCCUGCCCUCUGCCAGUUAACUCUACUGUGAGCCUGAGCUUAAAUACCUCUGAAUGCACCCCACAGAUGUUUGUGAUCUCUAGUAAGAGUGCUUAUGCCGUCCCAACAAUGGCUUUCUCCUUCCUGUGUCAUACGGCAGUUUUACCUAUUUACUGCGAGUUACACCGACCCACCAAGCAGAGAAUGCAGAGUGUGGCAAAUGUCAGCAUCUUUCUUAGUUUUGUGGUGUAUCUGAUCUCUGCCCUGUUUGGAUACCUCACCUUCUAUACACAUGUGGAAUCUGAGCUGUUGCUAGGAUAUGACACCUACCUACCGCGGGAUGUUGUGGUGAUGGUAGUGCGUCUUGCGAUUUUAUUGGCCGUUCUGUUCACUGUGCCGCUCAUCCACUUCCCAGCACGUAAAUCGCUGUUGAUGUUAUGCAGGGGAGAGAGGGAGUUCUCCUGGCUCUCUCAUUCGCUUUCCUGUUUUUUCGUCCUCACUCUUGUGCUGCUGCUCGCUAUUUUCAUCCCUGACAUUAGGAAUGUCUUUGGUGUGGUGGGUUCUACGACCUCCACAUGUUUGCUGUUUGUGUAUCCUGGAAUGUUUUUUUUGAGAAUCAGCUCCGAGCCAAUCAGAUCUCUCAAUUCAGCAGGGGCAGUGUUUCUGAUGGUGAUUGGUCUGGUUGUGGGUUUGCUGAGCCUAUGUGUCAUCAUUGUCUCCUGGGUUCAAGGUCCUUGACCUUUGACAUCAUUAUUGUGGGAUGUAUUGCAGAAGUUGUGAGCUCAACUCAUCCUCCCCUGAAGAGAAAGCUUAUUUUACAGGUGACACACCAGGCAGAGACUCUUUUCUGAACCAAAUUAAGGGAAUACCAAUGAGAUGAGCCUGUGGUCUUAUGACAAAUCUCAUGUCCUCAUAGCAAUAGCACUUUAUGACACUUGAAUACUGAACAGAGGCACAAUCAAAUUCAGAAUAUCCAGCAGGGCACUAAAAUGCAUAUUAUGUGUGAGUGACAGAAGAGUUUGACUAUCUUUGAACCAGAUGGUGGCUGUCAUCCAUAGAAAAACACUUGGGACCAAUGAAUGAAGGAACUACACUGCCGAUUUUACAGUAACUGAAUGUGGGAUAUUAGUUUUAUACAGAUGUUUAAUGAAUUGGAAAAGCUGCUUGUCUGACUCAAAAAAAAAAAAAAAAAAAAAAAAAAAAAACGUUUGAAAUUUCUGGACAGUUAUUCUCCAA
Carassius auratus (goldfish) is the source of this 1974-nucleotide messenger RNA. RefSeq names its product solute carrier family 38 member 6 (gene slc38a6). The record is from RefSeq and is a predicted model, not a curated record. The transcript has 16 exons. Lineage: Eukaryota; Metazoa; Chordata; Actinopteri; Cypriniformes; Cyprinidae. Gene Ontology annotation, cellular component: plasma membrane. Bases 139 to 1476 code for a protein of 445 amino acids. Gene Ontology annotation, biological process: amino acid transmembrane transport; L-glutamine transport. Gene Ontology annotation, molecular function: L-glutamine transmembrane transporter activity.